Molecule: messenger RNA, 1027 nt
Organism: Zalophus californianus (California sea lion)
Lineage: Eukaryota; Metazoa; Chordata; Mammalia; Carnivora; Otariidae
Gene: C14H18orf32
Product: chromosome 14 C18orf32 homolog
Exons: 3
Coding region: 147-377 (76 amino acids)
Biological process (GO): positive regulation of canonical NF-kappaB signal transduction
Source: RefSeq, a predicted model, not a curated record
CGUCCCCCGGCUGACGCAGGCACGCCUUUGUCGGCCCCUUUUGCGGUGCCCAUUGGCUCUGCGGCAGCACGUCCCUCCCUCUGGAAGUGCGGACAUUUACGUUCGGACCCGUUGUCGCGGCCGUUCAGGAACUCCAGCCUGGGAGGAUGGUGUGCAUUCCUUGCAUCGUCAUUCCGAUUCUGCUCUGGAUCUACAAAAAAUUCCUGGAGCCAUACAUAUAUCCUCUGAUUUCCCCCUUUGUUAGUCGUAUGUGGCCUAGAAAAGCUCUUCGAGAAUCCCAUGAUAAAAACAAAGGCAAGGUAGACUGUAAGGACGCAGACAUAAAUGGAUUAUCAACAAAAGGACCAACAGAAGUCUCUGAUAAAAAGAAAGACUAAAGUGAUUGUUCCAAAGGAUCUCAUUGUUUUAAAAAUGGACAUGAUAAUAUGAAGCACCUUGCUUGUAAUUGUCUCUGACCUUUUUCUCUGAGACCAGAAUUUGGGAUAGAUAGCUUACUUAUCUGAUACUAAUCAGGAAAUACAUGGUAUUUAUAUUUAAAAUGUGUUUAGUUAUAUUUAAUGAUCUCAUUCCUGAGUUCCUGUUUCACUGAAGUAGCUUCCAUUUCUAUUAUCGUAGUUACGAGUAAAUAGAAGGUUUGUGCCAGUAGAGACUGCUACUAAACCAGUACUCAAAAAUCCUUGGGCCUCUAACUUUCAUUCAGGCUCUUUGAAUUUGAGCAGAGUACAAUGUUACCGUGCAACAGUGCAGUGAGACUGCAGUGCAGUGAGACUGUACAGUGAAAGGAAUAGGGGUUUGGGGAGAUGAUGAGAUUUAAUUACUGUCCAAUACAACGGAGCAGCCUACUUCUGAGAGUAGUAAUUCCUGCUUAUUGCUCUGAGGAAAACAGAAAAGACAGGGAAAUCGGGGAAACGCCUUUGAAAAAUGGAAUACCUUUUACAGAAAUAUCUAAUGUAUAUUAUAAAAUUCUAAUCCUUGUUGCAUUUCUUAUGUUCUUACAAAGUAUAUUAAAUAUUCAGUUUAGUCUGUG